AUGAGGUAUAGUAAAGGAGAUAUUGUGUUAGGAGGGGAGUUUCUCAAGUACAUGGAGGCCUUCAAACCUUUUCUGAAUAUUGGUUUAAAAAAUUAUGCUGAAUAUCAGGUCUGUUUAGCUGCAGUGGGCCUAGUGGGUGACCUAUGCCGGGCUUUGCAAUCCAACAUUCUGCCCUUUUGUGAUGAGGUUAUGCAGCUUCUUUUAGAAAAUUUGGGGAAUGAAAAUGUACAUCGAUCUGUUAAACCGCAAAUUCUCUCAGUGUUUGGUGAUAUUGCUCUUGCAAUUGGAGGAGAAUUUAAAAAAUACUUAGACGUUGUACUGAAUACUCUACAGCAAGCUUCUCAAGCCCAUGUUGAUAAGUCUGAUUAUGACAUGGUAGAGUACUUGAAUGAAUUGCGAGAAACCUGUCUGGAAGCAUACACAGGCAUUGUUCAAGGUCUGAAAGGAGAUCAAGAAAAUGUACAUCCGGAUGUGAUGCUGGUGCAGCCUAGAGUAGAAUUCAUCUUGUCUUUCAUUGACCACAUUGCUGCCGACGAAGAUCAUAGUGAUGGAGUUGUAGCCUGUGCAGCAGGACUGAUAGGGGAUCUGUGCACAGCAUUUGGGAAAGAUGUCCUCAAGAUGGUAGAAGCUAGGCCCAUGAUACAUGAAUUACUAACUGAAGGAAGGAGAUCAAAGACGAACAAAACAAAAACCCUUUCUACCUGGGCCACUAAAGAGUUGAGAAAACUGAAGAAUCAAGCUUGAUCUGUUACCAUUGGGAUGACACCUGAGACCCCCACUGGAAUUCUCCAAUCUAUUGAGGAAAAAAACCCAACCCGAAGUGAGGAGUGUGCACGGAUGCUGAGUGUUUGGGAAUGAGAGGAUGAGUGAGUGAGAGGCUUAAACACACCACGGUGAAAAUCCAGCCACGGCAAAUGGCAGAACCGCUGUUAAUGGAGCUAAUCACUGACUUGCGUAGCAACAAAACCUUGUCAUCGCUUGCCUCCAGGAAGUAGAAAAUGAUUGAGUUCUAUACUUCAGUACAGUCUCUUCUGACAAGAGACAAGGACUAAUUCUCUGCCUUGUGGACAGUGAAGAGGAAGCUUACUUAAUCUAGGACAGAGAAAAGCUAGCUUCAGGUUCAAUUUGAGUACUCAUAUAAUAAGGUCUGGCUUUCGUUGCUAGAGAGGAGAAGGUGGGGUCCCCAGCUCAUGACCUUUUAACCAUUUUUGGGAGGGAAAAGCCGCACAACGCUGUCAGUGCACGAGAUAAAUAGGAAGGGUGAAGGAUUUUCUUCCAAGAGUGAGUGUGUGUGAAUGAGGCAGUAUCUACAUUCUCAAUUGCAGUUAAUCUUUCCCAAAAGAAACACUGAAGAGAUUAGCAGUUGCAUUUCAUAAACUAACAAGUUCAGUCUACUUGAAGUGGCAGAAAAGUAAGAGAUUUGAAAGGGGAGGGGGGGAAGAGAAGUUGCCCCGUGUAGGGCUUCUUUAGGUAAUUUUAGCUGGGAUGUUCAAAGCUCCCAUCGUGACACUUUUUCACAAUCUUGUUUAAUUAAAAAGCGCCUUUCCUUCCUGAAUUUUGUUCAACUGUGAAUGUAGAAACCCAGGGUUGGGUGGGGUGGGAGGAGGGUAGAGUAUCCAGAAGACUCUCAAAUGUUAGUGGAGAGAUUAGGAUCAGUUUUUCCAAAUGAGAUAUGAAGCUUCUAAACAAAACAUAAUUUUGCUUUGAAUUGGUAAUAAUAAAAACAACCAAAAGGAACAAAACCCCUUUCGUUGUGAACAAAAUAGCCCGAACCACACAUAAUUGUGCCAAAGAAUUUUUAAAAAGUCUAUAAACAAACAAACGAAACCUUUCAGGAAAUAUUCGAUUGAAAAAAAGUUGAAAUAAAAUGUUCAAACAAAGAAAAAGAUAAAAGUACAAUUUGGAAACCGCUUGGCCUAUUUGUUCUCUUUAUUUGGUUCUGAUAUGGGGUUAGUCUUGCUGCACUUCAAAAAAGGAAAAAUUUAUAUAAAUAUAUAUAAAUAUAUAUAUACUGACUUGAGCUUACACAGGAUGGCACUUGUAAAAGGUUAUAUUUUUCCACUGCAGUUGAAGAUUAAUAAAAUGGUGUCAAACAUUCCCCCAGUACUAUUUUUUCUAUUACUCUUUCCAGUAGCAGGAAAUCCUCUCCCCCCUCCAAAAAAGCAAUUGGGCAGCUGUAUACUAUUAUCUAUACUAUCUGUUAAAAACCUAUAGUUUCAAAUAUUUUAAAAAACAUUUACGUUGCAUUAUAACAAAUGGACAGAGACAACUGUCCAGAUAUUAAGAAUCCCUAAAAGCAGAGGGAAUGAGACACACCAGCUUCUAACUAUGCAGCAAUUGAUGCUUAGGGGCUUUUAAAAGAUGGGUGCUUUUCAUGCUUGCCUUGUAAAAUAGGUAAUCUCAUCCUUUCAACAAGCAUUAAACUUUUUUUUUUUAAAAAAAACAACAACCCUCACUUCCCUUUGCUGUCUCUGUACGUUCUCAGGCUCAUCUUGGGAUUCUCUUUGGUUGCCCAUCCUCAUUGGAAAGCAAACAAGCCAGUUUCUUAUACAGGGUAUCUGAUGUUGUGCCUUUCAGUGCCAGGUUCAGAAUUGUAGCCCCAAAUGCUAAUUUCUUGAACCAGUGUACAAAACAAAAACAAAAUAUAAGACCAAGUGGUUCAGCAGAAAGUUCCAGCAUGAGUCUGAAAGAGGGGCUUUUAUGGACUUGGGUCCACCUUUUUCUUAAUGCCUUUUUUUCUUUGGGAUAGUUUUAUUUGAAAGAUGCCCAAAACGAAAGCCAUUCCUAAACUGGGGAAGGAGUGCGUGAAGGGAAAUUCUCAUCAUUCCUCAGUGCUACUGAACUCUGUCCAGUGUUGGCUAUCUAGCUGUAGGCUGCAGGCAAAUAAAGUACACUGAGUUAGUAGUGGAAACCAAAAACGUGUGUCUUACUUUUUUUUUCCUCUUGGCAUUCAGUGCUUAUUUCUGAAAAUGGUGAAAAUCUAUGCUGAAGCAAACUUCUAUUUUUAAUUUUUACCUGAGCUUAUGCAUCCUAUGUGUAUUCACUGUGUGCUUGGGGAAGGGGGAGACUACCCUGUACCUGUGCUUCAAGGAGGACUCGCAUUAAUGAGUAUUUUAUGAAUUAUGUUACCACAUCAGAUGUGUACACUUAUACAUGAACAAAUUGUUCCUACAUUUGGAGGAAGGUACAUGGCAUCUCUGAGAAGCUUUAGAAUUAAUAGAAUGUAUUUUGGAGCAUACCAUUGUGGCCGUUACUGUGUGACUUACUUUAGCUUGGAUAGAAAGUUUAAAGUUCUCGGAAUUGGGGAGAUACUGCUAUAGUCUGUCCACAAUUUGCUAUCAAAUUGAAAUUGUUGAGAGGAAGGAAAAAACGGUAAAUAUACAGAGAAAUGUUACUUGUAUAUAAUUUCAAAUGUUGCAUGUUUUGCCCUCACUUUGAAGUGUGGCCUUUAGCCAGAAUUGUUCCUAGUGAAUAGGUAUGUAUUCCAGGUUCUCUUGGAUGGGAUUUUGCAUAUCCUCUAAAAUUCUCCUUAUUCUGACGCCAAUUAUCUGUGAAUUAUGGUCUGUCAGAUACUUUAAAAUUAUAUGUUGAGCUCCUUAUGAAUGCAUAUGACUCAUAAGUCACAUGUUGAAUCUGACUCAACAUCUGUGAGGUAAUAUAACCAUAUGCCUCUUUCAAAUUCUAUAUUGUCAGAGACUUUCAAAGAUGUGAAUUUCCAGAUGUGUUGCUAUUUAAUAAAGAGUGUUGGAAGGAGAAAAGAAAAAACUACUUGGGAGAUAUUUAAAUUUAGCUGUUCUAUGUUCUGCAAUUUGUGGCCACCUGGAACAUAAAUUAUUUUCUCAACAAGUUUCCAAAGUGGCAUUCAAUUUAAAAAUAUAUUCAAAUUACCAGAGAUACCAAACUAUAUAUUAAAAUCACCUUGUAGUCACAAAACUUCAUAACCUGGCAGAGAAGAUUUGAAAGCUAACACACAAAUUAAAUUGACUGAAACCUAUAUCUUGAUGAUCUUGAUACAAACCACUGUGUCAACACUAGCUCUCAGUAGGGUACUCCAGCAUGCCUAAUUGUAAAUUCAACUUUUUUUUUUGCAGCUACUCAGAUUAUAAAUAGAAUUAUUUUAUGGAAUUAACUAUUGUUACUAAUUUGUUCCUUAUUUAUUAAAUUUAUAUGCUGCCCAUAUCACUAUUCAAAAUGACUCUUGGCAACUUACAAUAAAAGCACAAAUAUAGUGAAGCAAUUGGUAUUCAACUGCUUUAAAAUUCAUCAAAUUCAGUACUUGAUGCAUUUUGAAGCAAACAUGUUCUGGUACUUGAUGCACAAGGUAGAACCUGCUGGCAUUGGCUGCCUCAUGACUCACUUCUUCCAGCUGAAAUAAAGGUCAUGGGGUAAGUCAUGUGAUUUGCUCAGUAUUCAUUUUUACUACUCAUACCUCUAGGAACUGGACAAAUACUGAAGUACUACUGUAUAAAAACUAACAAGAAUUAAAUUAGGAACCAAAUAUAGUUAUGUUAAAAUCCUGUACACUUUCAAACUAAUUUAGGAAAGUUUCCUUGUUCAUAAUUGUGAUACAUCCUUGAAAUGUAAGAUAACAUUAAGGGGGGGAAAUCCACCCUGUUUGUCAAAUUAUAGAAUCUGUUGUAACCCCCCAACACUUAAUUAUAUAAUAAUGCAUUAAAAUAUCUGACAUUUGUGUUCAACAAUUUGCUUCCAAACUGGUUAAAGCGGUAUACUGAAUAACCCAAGCAUGAGAACAUCAUAAAAGAUUAUUCAAUUCAACUUUAUUUUUAAUAAGUAAUAUUUCCUUUCACAAAUAACUUAUACCUUAUUUUAAAAAAUAAAUCACUUUGUCAUUGGGCC
Thamnophis sirtalis is the source of this 4857-nucleotide messenger RNA. The record is from RefSeq and is a predicted model, not a curated record. Lineage: Eukaryota; Metazoa; Chordata; Lepidosauria; Squamata; Natricidae.